Messenger RNA from Acinonyx jubatus (cheetah), 1590 nucleotides. RefSeq names its product NXPE family member 2. The record is from RefSeq and is a predicted model, not a curated record. Lineage: Eukaryota; Metazoa; Chordata; Mammalia; Carnivora; Felidae.
AUGCACAACUUGAACCAAGAUUUUGGCAGGUAUGUGGGGCGGAGAGGUGAAAUGGUGGAGAGAAAUGCCAUGGAGGCCUGUCACCCAGCCACAAUCUCUAAGCAUCUGCAGAAGUAUGGCUGUGUGAACAUUCCUGGGGGUGGGCCAGCACCCAUGAGACUCUCCCUGAUUGGGUCUGAAUGGGUCAAAGCCACAGCGCACUCAGAAACUGAGCUGAGAAUAAAGGGAAUCAUGGAGAAAGUAAACCAGCUGAUCUGACCCAGACGUUUCACCCACAUGACCACCACCACCAGGGCUGCACAUGGCACAGCCACCAUCCUCCAACCUCGAGACACCUAUUGCAGGAGGAAGCAGCUAGAUAUCCUACUGGAGGCAAGGGACCAGUUGGGACACAGGAAGAUGUAUGGUGGGGAUUUCCUGAGGGCCAGGAUGUCCUCCCCAGCCCUGAAGGUAGGCGCUUCAGAAUAGGUGACAGACUUCAACAACAGCACCUACCUUGUCAGCUUCAUUUUGUUUAGGGAGGGCUGGUCUCUGUCUCUCCUGCUCAUCCACCCCAGUGAAGGGGUGUCUGCUCUCUGGAGGGCAAGGAACCAAGACUAUGACCGAAUGAUCUCCACAGGCCAGUUUGACAAUGGCACCUUAGUCUUUGCUCUGUGUGGUCUGAACCUGAACUCGACUGCUCAACUGUGUAAAGACCUGGACUACCAAGACCAAGAGGCCUUCUACUGCAUGAAGCCUCCACAUAUUCCCUGUAGGUAUGACUCACAUGACCACCAGCGAGGGAAAUAUUUGCUGAGAAAGGAAGAACCAAGUCUUUUCCACGGAUCAAACAUGGGGGUUGAAAUGAUAAAGAACUUUACCUACAUUGAAGUCUUACCACAUAAUAAGAGUGAGAACAUAGGAAAAAGUCAGACUGAAACGAAGACUCUUUUCCCCAGUGGUCAUACUGUGAAAAGAAGGUGGAUUACAGCAUUUUGUAAAUAGAGCAAGUUAAACACAAUUAAAAAUGACUGCUUGAAGAGAAAACGUACUUUCCUCAUUGAAGAUUCAACACUGCAUCAAUGGGUUUACUACUUACAAAAAGUGGUGAAAACCUUAAAAUAUUUUGAUCAUCAUGGAAUUGGGGUCUUUAAAACAUGUAUACUUCUGGAUGCCACAAGACAUAUUUUGAUUCAGUGGAAAAAGCAUGGUCCUCCAUGUAUUACCAAACAUCUGUUUGGUAAUGAAAACUAUAUCCCAAGGAAAAUUGAUCGAGCAGCCAGAGACAAUGACACAGCCAUUGUCAUUACCCCUGGCCAGCACCUCAGACCUUCUCCUGUCAAAAUUUUCAUUCACAGGGCCAUUAAUGUUCAAAAGGCCAUUGAAUGUCCACUCUCACAAAGCCCAGAGACCAAGUUGAUCUUAAAACUGAAAAUACCAGAGAUGAUUAGUGAUUUCCAUGGUUGUAUUAAAAAUCUUAUUGUGAAGGAUAUUUUUGUGGAUUUCGAUGUGGGUAUUAUUGAUGUUUGGGAGAGGACUAUUGCAUACGGUGCUAAUAAUGCUCAUCCACCUGAUUAUGUGACUGGAAAUCUUAUUAACAUUUUUUUUUAA